AUGGGCACACUGAGUGUCAAGCCCAGUCCACGCUUCCGGUUGCCGGACUGGCACACCAACAGCUACCUGUUGUCCACUAACGCCGAGCGGCAGCGAGAUGCCUCGCACCAGAUCCGCCAGGAGGCCCGGGUCCUCUGCAAUGAGACCAACAACCAGACCAUUUGGGAUGAACAUGACAAUAGGACUCGACUGGCAGAGAGGAUUGAUACCGUCAGCUGGUGGAAGGAGAUGCUGGACAAGUGUCUGACGGAUUUAGAUGCUGAGAUCGACGCCCUGACACAGAUGAAAGAGUCAGCAGAGCAGAACCUGCAGGCCAAGAACCUGCCUCUGGAUGUGGCGAUUGAGUGCCUGACCCUGCGGGAGAGUCGGCGUGACAUUGAUGUGGUGAAAGACUCCGUGGAGGAAGAGCUGCACAAAGAGGUAGAGGUCACUGAAGCCACCAAGAAGGCCUUGCAACAGAAGAUCAGCCAGGCCUUUGAGAAGCUCUGCCUCCUGCAGGAAGUCCGACAGCAGCUCAACUCUGACCAUCGGGGCAAAAUGGAGACACUGGACAUUGACAGAGGCUGCUUCUCUCUCAACCUCAAGUCCCCGAACAUCUCUCUGAAGAUUAAUCCCACACGUGUCCCCAGCGGCUCCACCACACUCCAGCAGUGGGAUGACUGCAGUCGGUUCAACAAGAACCAAGCAGAGGCUGAGAUGAAAGGGGCCAUAGAGCUGAGGGAGGCCAUCGCCCUAACUAUUGCCAAGACCAACAACGAACUGGAAGCCCAGAGGCUUGCAACGGAAUUUGCCUUCAGGAAGCGGCUGUGGGAGAUGGAGAAAGUGUACAGUGAGCUCAAGUGGCAAGAGAAGAAUACCUUGGAGGAGAUUGCCGAACUGCAGGAGGACAUCCGGAAUCUGGAGGAGGAUCUGCGCAGAAAGUUACAGAACCUGAAGCUAUGCCACACCCGGCUAGAGACCAGGACCUACCGGGCCAACGUGGAACUCUGCAGGGACCAGGCACAGUACGGCCUCACUGCGGAGGUUCACCAGUUAGAGGCAACCACUGCUGCCCUGAAGCAGAAGCUGGCGCAGGCACAGGACGCUCUGGACGCCCUGUACCAGCAUCUGGCCCGGCUGCAGGCUGACAUCGCCUGCAAGGCCAACUCCAUGCUCUUGGAUACCAAGUGCAUGGACACCCGGCGGAAGCUGACUAUGCCGGCUGAGAAGUUUGUGCCGGAGGUGGACACCUUCACCCGCACCACAAACCGCACCCUGAGUCCACUCAAAACCUGCCAGCUGGAACUAACCUAG
Messenger RNA from Mesoplodon densirostris (Blainville's beaked whale), 1293 nucleotides. RefSeq names its product tektin 2 (gene TEKT2). Gene Ontology annotation, biological process: cilium movement involved in cell motility; cilium assembly. Bases 1 to 1293 code for a protein of 430 amino acids. The transcript has 9 exons. Gene Ontology annotation, cellular component: microtubule cytoskeleton; nucleus. NCBI's taxonomy places the organism in Eukaryota, Metazoa, Chordata, Mammalia, Artiodactyla, Ziphiidae. The record is from RefSeq and is a predicted model, not a curated record.